AGAGCACAGGUCGAUAAUAAGUUGAAAAAUUACAAACUCUGUAGAUGAGUAACUAACUCCGCCUCUACUGCCAUAACGUGUUAUUAGACAGUUAGCUCAUUUUUAACUGGAUUCAACAGGAUACCUAUCUUGGUCUUAAAAUGAUUACUCUUGUCAUUGUGAGUGCACUGCUACUAACGCUGGCUGUUGGAAAACCUUGUGCUUCAGAUCAUGAGGCUCUUCUCCUCUCCUUCAAUAAACAGCUGCUGCAGUCAGUGGACACGCAAGAGACUCUACCCAAUCCCAGUGUGCACAUCGCCCUGCGGCUCUCUACACACCAUAAUCUAGCUAAAGAGAGUGAACAUCUCAACCGCAUAAAGGCAGAGUUUCAUGAUGAUAUUGAGAAAUCUCUCAGAAAUAAUGAGUUAGUGGUUGGCCAUCUAGCUCUGUACAUCUUGGCUUUAAAGUCUUCCUGUCAUGACCUGGAGAGUGUACAUCUCACUCAUAAUGAGAUGAAGGAGUCUCUCCUCAUUCACCUCAAGAAAGAGAUGGAGGAAGAAAAACAGAACAUUGCAUUCGGUCACCGUCCAAAGACCAACUACUACCAGUACUCUCUGGGCAUUCUGGCUCUGUGUGUGAGCGGUGUCAGAGUCAGCACACAUGUCAGCCAAAAACUCAUCCAUGCUGUGGAACACAGACAGUUAAAACACGGAGAGUCCUUAUGUGUCGACUCACAUGCAGUGGCAGGCAUGGCCCUGCAGUGUCUAAAAGACGAGGGAAUUGCUGUUAAAGAUAAUGCAGAGCUAGACAGGGCUCUUGCCACCAUUAAGCAGAGGCUUCUUGACUCAAAGAGAGCUGAUGGUCACAUGGGAAAUGAGUUCAGUACAGGAUUGGCAGUGCAAGCCUUGAUAGCUAUGGGCAGUCAGAUGGAGGAAUGUGGAUCUGCUAUGGAGGCUUUAAGGGCAGAUCUUAAGAAAGGAACAUACCAUAACCCUAUGGCCAUCUCUCAAGUCCUCCCAGCUCUACACCAACGUACUUACCUUCAUCUGAAGAGCCAAGAAUGCCGCAAUGAGAAUGACACUCUGACUCUUGAUGCGGAUUCCCCUGCCGAAGUCCUCCUAAGUCACAGGCAAGUGUCACUCCAGGUGGAGGUUAUUAAAUCAAGCGGUGCAUCGUCUGUGUUUUCCAUUCAUGUACCCAGGGGCUCCUCGCUUUUUGAAGCCCUCAACCUUCUCCAAGACAAACAAACUGGUUUUACCUUUAACACAGAGGACAGCCUGUGGGGAGCGUUCCUCAGUGUGGUCAAUGAAGAACAAGCACGUCAGACUGAUCGUAGAUACUGGCAUAUCUCCUCAGACGGCACUUCUCUGACACAGGGUAUCAAAGACUAUAAGAUUGAUUUAGCUCAAAAAAUCACCAUUAAGAACACUGGAUAUUGAUUCCCCUGCUGGAUGCAAGAGAAGAGAUGAAUGGGAUGACGCCUUAAUAUUUUUAUGAAUUCUAUGGAUAUAAUUGUGUUUCAUUUCAUUUUCUUGCCAUAAAUAACUUUGAAGGUUGCCUCACCGA
Molecule: messenger RNA, 1545 nt
Organism: Carassius auratus (goldfish)
Lineage: Eukaryota; Metazoa; Chordata; Actinopteri; Cypriniformes; Cyprinidae
Product: transcobalamin-2-like
Exons: 10
Coding region: 141-1418 (425 amino acids)
Biological process (GO): cobalamin transport
Molecular function (GO): cobalamin binding
Source: RefSeq, a predicted model, not a curated record